AUGGAUUUAUUUGAACGCGCCCACGUUGUUAGAAUUCCGCCGAAAACCCCUCCAAAAGACCAAUAUGCUAUCAAAAACAAAUUGAAAAUAAUGCUACAGGGUUAUAAAAACAGUGAUCAUGAGCUUAUCAAAGAUGCAGAAGACGCCAGUAGAGAUUUUGAGGACUCUACUUCUGUGAGCGGGUUUUCAGAUUUAAACCUCACGGUGUCCAGUGCUGAAGAUUCUACUGCCAAUGUCAUAUCUCAAACAAAUAGCCCAAGUACGCAAGCAUCUGAGCUAAAUGUUAGUAUGUCCGAAUGCAAAAUAUCUAAAGAGAAAAAUGGUAAAGUAAAUUGCCAUAAACAAAUUCCAAACUUACAAGAUAGUGAAAACAGUGCUCUCAAAUACACUACUUUAGAUAUAUCUUCUAAUGACGGUAUGACCAGUAACAAGGUAUCAAAUGAUGAAAACUAUAUAUUAUCUCCUUCUGCUGACAUUAGUUAUAUUUCAUCAGAUGACACCAAUUCCUCUACUGGGUCCGGUUUGUGUGAAUUCGACCCAGAGGGAAAAUUAGCUCUAAUGAUACAUGAGAAAUUAUUGCAUCAUAAAGCUUUAAACCAAAAGAGAGGCAUGCUAGAUGAUGAGCUAUCACCAAUUAAAGAAAAAAAGUCUAGAAGAGACAAGAAUAGUAAGCAAAAUCAAGAUCGGAAGUCUUGUGACAAUGAUGAAUUACUAAUAAAAAACUAUGAGGAUGAAGAACAGUUAGCAAUUAAAUUGGGGAGACAAGAAAGUGUAACUACUUCCAAAGAUGAAGUAAGAGAGUGCGUAAUAUUACCGCCAUCUAUAUUAUUGUCAGAAAUAGAUGGAGAAAAAAGUUUUAAUCAAUUUCUUGGAGAAUACAAAAAUGAAAUUAUUAGAAAUCUGCCCGCUCACUAUCAAAAUCCCACAUUUUAUAUUGAUUCUAAUACAAAAAAUAGUGAUGAUAUGAGUAGUUUGAUACCAGAAGUUGAUAAUGAUCUGAGAGUGUUAGAUUUAGAAGAUAUAGACAAUAAUCAGACAAGCAAUACAGUUGAUAAUGUUACUAACAUUGACGAAACAUCUCUGAUUGAAACGAGUGUGCCUACUGAAACUAACCUUCCAUUAAAUAUAAUGAAUGACUCGGAACAUUCUGAGCCAAAUAACAAUUUCAAAAUAUAUUUUGGGCAUGAUAAUUGUGUAAUUGUAUUUAAACAUCCCAGUGAGCUGUACCUACAUGGUAUGGUAAUAGCAAAAGCUAUUGCUGGAAAGUUGGAAGUGUUUGGGCAUAUAUUAACAGAAAUUGAAUGUCCUAUAAUAGCCCCAUUGUAUUCUUAUGCCCAAACUUUAAAAACUAUCGAAAAUGCGAACCAAACAGACCAAUUAUAUGAUAAACUCAAAGCAUGUGGUGUUUUGUCAUCAGAUGCUAUAGAUAUUUCAGAAGACUUUAAUGAAAGUGAUGGCAUAUUACUUUUAAAACCUAUGAGACAUCCGCAAAUGGAUUUCGUUUCUCAGAACUUUAAUAAAGUAAACUUGUUUAAAGACAAAUCCAAGGAACACAGUUUACAAAAAGCAUCGGAAUAUUUAGGGUGCACACUUUAUUCUGCAAAACCACAAAGGGCUUUCAUAGAAAACCCAUUGUGGCAGAGAGUACUGUCUAGCAGCAAAUCAAUUACAACGUGUGUUGUAUGUGGUGGUAAAGGUAGCGGGAAGUCCACUUUCCUACGGUACUACACCAACAAAGUCCUCAAUAAAGGACCCAUACUAGUCAUAGAUUUAGAUCCAGGACAGAGUGAAUUUACUGUGGCCGGCAAUGUAUCUGCUACUGUUGUCACCAAACCAAUUUUCGGGCCAAGCUUCACACAUUUAAAACACCCUAAUAUAUCCUUAAAUAUUGGUAUGAUCAGUACCAUGGAUAACAUUCAUCUUUACAUCAAUGCUGUAAAAAGUGUAAUCACCUACAGCAGGGAACACUUCAACACUAUCCCAUGGAUCAUUAACACUAUGGGAAUGACAAAUAAUGUUGGAUUAAAAUUAAUGAUUAUAAUCAUACUCCUAGCGCAACCAGAUUAUGUCCUUCAGUAUGAUUCCAAAAAUCCAAAGAAAUGUUUUGACACUAGAUUUACUCCGGACAACGUAGAAAAAAUGUUUAAUCGUUUCAAAUACGAAAAGCAAUUCGUAGGCUUAACAAGUACAGUUACUGAUUAUUCUUUGAUAAUGGCGCCGGAAGCGGAAAUCUUACAACCAAAUAAAUCACCUCUAAUUCCUCGCGAUGAAAGAUAUUUAAGCUUUUUAGCUUAUUUUGCUCAGUUGUUUCAAAAUUCUAAUGAUUCAAGAUAUUGGCUGCUUGGUGCCACUCCAUAUGAAGUUCCACUGAAAGACUUGUAUGUAGCUGUGAAUAUAAAGGUGAAGAAGGAUUGCAUUACAAAGGUGAUUAAUGGAAAAGUGGUGGCGUUGUGUCAACAAGCGACACAAAGCUGUGAGAGGGUGUUUACAUUGGCUGAUAAACCGCUACUGUGCCAUGGACAUGGUCUUGUGAGAGGUAUCGAUUGGGAAAAGGAGAUUUUGUAUAUAAUAACACCAAUUGCAGCAAGUGAGCUUCCAUUAGUCAAUACAAUACUAUAUGCAGAUUGGGUACCAGACCUGAGAGGUCAGGAGCAAUGCCUGCCAGAUGGCACCGAGGUCCCAUACAGAACUCCAAAUGAAUUGGAACAAGCAGCCUUUAUGAGCACUCCCAGAAGGCGUUUCAAUCCGAUGCAGCUCAUUAAAAUGAUGAGGAACAGGAAAUCCUGA
Molecule: messenger RNA, 2787 nt
Organism: Leptosia nina
Lineage: Eukaryota; Metazoa; Arthropoda; Insecta; Lepidoptera; Pieridae
Source: the annotation of a GenBank genome assembly